Messenger RNA from Daphnia carinata, 485 nucleotides. RefSeq names its product biogenesis of lysosome-related organelles complex 1 subunit 1-like (gene Blos1). The transcript is spliced from 3 exons. Gene Ontology annotation, biological process: endosomal transport. Gene Ontology annotation, cellular component: BLOC-1 complex. The coding region runs from base 7 to 444 and encodes 145 amino acids. NCBI's taxonomy places the organism in Eukaryota, Metazoa, Arthropoda, Branchiopoda, Diplostraca, Daphniidae. The record is from RefSeq and is a predicted model, not a curated record.
CGCUAGAUGACGUUGCUAUUCAAGAUCCUGUUGGAAAGAAGACGUACACAAAACAAAGUCAUUUUUAGAAAAAUGCUCUCCAGUUUGCUGAAAGAACAUCAGGCAAAACAAGCGGUAAAAAAAGAAACGAGAGAGGAGUUGAGAAAAGAAGCGCUUACAGCUGCGGGUAAUCUGACAGAUGCAUUAGUCGAUCAUCUGAACGUUGGUGUUGCUCAGGCUUAUCUGAAUGAGAAGAAAUUGGACCAUGAAGCCCGUCAGUUGCAAAGCAAUGCUGCAAAUUUUUCCAAACAAGCUCAGCAGUGGCUGCAGCUUGUGGAGAACUUUAGCUCUGCAUUGAAGGAGGUUGGUGAUGUAGACAACUGGGCUAGGAGCAUUGAAAAAGAUCUCAAAAUUGCUGAAACAGCACUGGAAUAUGCAUAUAAAGUUGGUCCUAGCAAUCCUUGAGUUGUGUUUGUGUAUUUCUUGUUAAUAAAAUGAUCAACAAU